AUGGAAUUUGGAAAUGUGGAAGAAUCUAUCAAGAAAUUGGUUGAAUUAUAUAGAUUUUAACAGGUAUCUGCUCUUCAGGAGGACAAUUCUUAUAUAUAAGCAUUCUCUGAAAAAUAAAUAAAUUCAUUAAUUUGUUGUUUGUUAAUUUAACGAAUGUCUAAGUGGUUAGAUUUGAGCCUAACUUGUACCCAAUUAAACUUCAACCAGAGUGUUGCCAACACGUACAGCAAUCGUAUGAUUCUACAAUAUUAACUAAUAGGUAGUCCCAUGAAUCUGAUUGUGGAUCUUUACAAGAAUUCACGCUAUGGACAAUUGUAUUUAGGAAAUAUUAAUGCAGCCAAUGAUAUUAAAUAUUUAAGAGAACAUUCUAUCAAUGCCAUCGUGGCUGUAAUUGAUACUAGUGAAAUCAAAGUUGAUCCAUCAAUGACUAGAUUAGUAUCAAAAUGUUAUCAUUUUUUAGUGGAUCAUGGCUGAAGAUGCAGAGAAUUUCGAUCUCUAUCGUUACUUUGAUGAAUGUGCUAACUUUAUCAGAGAUCACAUUAAGAAUACCAAUGUGUUUGUACAUUGUUAUGCAGGCAUUUCUAGAUCAGCUUCUAUUGUUAUAGCGUAUAUGAUCAAGCACCUAGGCUACUCUCUCAAAGAAGCACUCAAAAAAGUCAAGGGGGCAAGAUCAAUUGUUGAACCCAAUUCAGGUAUUUAUCACUAUAUUAUUAUAUAGGUUUUAUGAAACAAUUAUAAGAUUAUGAAUACAAACAGAAUCUCAAUUCCCAUCAAGGGACUAGAAAUGGAUCCUCAUAUCAUUCUAACCCUAGGGGAUCAGUUACAUCUGCUAACAAAGGAUCCUUGCACAGUGCAAAACCAUCUUUUUUGGAUAGAAUGUCCUCUGGUUAGAAGGAUCCAAGAAGAGAAGCUGAAAGUCCUUCAGUAAGUCAAUUUUAUGUGAAUGGGAGUGCGAAAUAGAUUAAUAAUAAUAACAAUAAUAAUAAUAAUCUGAAAAGUUUUUUCAAACAAGGAAGCGUAGGAAGUCUAUUGAAAUAGACUAACAAUGACGACUUCUUCAGGAGAUAUUAGAAAUAAAAGAAUGUUGAAAAUAUUUGGAAUCAAGGAAUGAGUGGUCAUCAUAAAUCAGCUAUUGAAAUUAAAUCAGAUAAAAUUGAAUAAGUGAAAUUGACUCUUUAAACUUUUGGUGUCAAGAAUGUGUUUAGUGGAUCAAAUAGUAAUGGGCUACAUUUUCAUCAUAAAGGAUUGUCUUAGGGAUGA
This is a messenger RNA of Paramecium octaurelia, 1260 nucleotides long. The record is from the annotation of a GenBank genome assembly. NCBI's taxonomy places the organism in Eukaryota, Ciliophora, Oligohymenophorea, Peniculida, Parameciidae.